GCCCAAGACAUCCGGACUUAAAUCUCUAGCCUCAUAGUUCAAUCCUCGUCACAAUGCGCUCCUCAUUCAUCGCAUCUGCCCUCGCGGCAAUCCCCCCAGUUCUUGCUUUGACCCGGUCUCCUGCACCGACUGUUACAAAUGGUCAAUACGUCGUUGACGGCUACGCAUAUGCCAAGCGCCAGAUUUUCAACUUUGCAAGUGGCACUACCCUUCCCAGCAACCUCUACAAGAGCACCUGGAACAUUUCUGACCCACCUACCCAUCGCUUCGAUGCUGCUAAUGUCGUUGUCGGCGGCGGGUACAUGAACCUGAAGGUUCCGGGUGGUCAGACAGCGAUGCCUUACAGCUCUGCCGAGGUUUCCACAACAUUCAACGUCAAGUACGCUUCAGUUCGUACUGUCGCUAUCUUCAGUGAGCCAGCGGGAGUCUGCAAUGGAGCGUUCUUCUAUCAGAGUGAUACCCAAGAGACCGACAUCGAGUGGCUUUCCGAUGCGGCUUCCCUUAGCAACCAGGGAACUCGCAAGCUCUGGCUCACCAACCAGGAUACCGAUGGCGACGGCAUCAAGACAUACAACGCCAUCUCUCCCCCUGCCAGCCCGACUAACACCGAGCACGAGUACCGUCUCGACUGGACUCCUGGCCGUGUAACCUGGUACGUUGACGGCGUCCAGGUAUGGACCACGACUGGCGAUGUGCCCACCGCCACUGGUCCCUGGGUGUUCAACAACUGGUCCAACGGUGACAAGGGCUGGAGUGCCGGCCCCCCCGCCACCCAGGCGGAUUUCAAGAUCAAGGAUAUUUACAUGUACUACAACCAGUGAUCUGUGGAGAGAUGUUUUCACAAAGAAGUACAUGUACCUUGUCGAGAAAUGCGGGACUAUCUACAUGUACUUGUAUGAACAUGGGUUGCAUAUCAUUUGAUGUCUCAUGGUUUCGAGUAGUACUAACCUUAAUG
Messenger RNA from Colletotrichum phormii, 955 nucleotides. Its product is annotated as concanavalin A-like lectin/glucanase domain-containing protein. Bases 54 to 821 code for a protein of 255 amino acids. Gene Ontology annotation, molecular function: hydrolase activity, hydrolyzing O-glycosyl compounds. The record is from RefSeq and is a predicted model, not a curated record. The transcript is spliced from 2 exons. NCBI's taxonomy places the organism in Eukaryota, Fungi, Ascomycota, Sordariomycetes, Glomerellales, Glomerellaceae. Gene Ontology annotation, biological process: carbohydrate metabolic process.